CUUUUCUCAUGUGUGCGUAUAUAAGCGUUUGAGGUUGGGGUUUAUAGGGGUGAGAGUUUUAAUAUAAAGCCGCCACUCUUCUUCUCUCUUCAAUCUCAUAUCAAUUUCAUAGCCUCCGUUUCUAUUUUUCUUCCCAGUAUCCACCAUUUGCAUUGCAUUUCUUCACACCAUCUAUAAUAAUUAUACACCUUGUUAGUUUUAAAGAUACAUUAGAGAUAUAUCCACAUAAAGUUGAGUUCUUGCAAGGGACCUGGGUUUAUAAUCUUUAUUAGUGGAAAGGGCUUUCUUGUUUUGAGGUGUAUUUGAAGCUGAAAAGAAACAAGAAUGAAAUACGUUUUGGUGACUGGUGGAGUUGUGAGUGGUUUGGGAAAAGGAGUUACUGCUAGCAGUAUUGGCCUAAUUCUCAAGGCUUGUGGUCUUCGUGUGACUUCUAUUAAAAUUGAUCCAUAUUUGAAUACCGAUGCCGGAACAAUGUCCCCUUUCGAGCAUGGAGAAGUUUUUGUUUUGGAUGACGGGGGAGAGGUGGACCUAGACCUUGGAAACUAUGAGCGGUUUCUAGAUGUUAAGUUGACUCGUGAUAAUAAUAUAACUACCGGAAAGAUUUAUCAGUCUGUAAUCGACAAGGAGCGAAGGGGCGAUUACCUGGGGAAAACCGUACAGGUAGUCCCUCAUAUCACAGAUGCCAUUCAGGACUGGAUUGAACGUGUAGCAGCCAUACCAGUUGAUGGAGAAGAAGGUUCAGCUGAUGUUUGUGUCAUCGAGCUUGGCGGCACAAUUGGGGAUAUUGAAUCAAUGCCAUUUAUAGAGGCACUCGGACAGUUUUCUUACCGUGUUGGCACCGGAAACUUUUGCUUGAUACAUGUCAGCCUUGUGCCUGUUUUAAAUGUUGUUGGUGAACAGAAAACUAAGCCGACACAACAUAGUGUGAGGGGACUUAGAAGCUUAGGAUUGACACCCCAUAUUCUAGCUUGCAGGAGCACAACGGAACUUGAAGAAAAUGUGAUAGAGAAACUCUCCAGAUUUUGCCAUGUUCCUGCACAAAACAUUAUUACACUUUAUGAUGUUUCCAACAUAUGGCGUGUUCCCUUGCUGUUAAAAGAGCAGAAGGCUCAUGAAGCAAUCUUAAAAGUACUGAACCUUACAGGUGUUGCUCGGAAACCUGUGUUGGGGGAGUGGACAUCGAGAGCCCAACUUUGUGACAUGUUACAUCAUCCGGUUAGAAUAGCCAUGGUUGGCAAGUACACAGGCCUUUCAGAUUCUUAUCUAUCUGUGCUGAAGGCUUUGUUGCAUGCGUCUGUUGCUUGCCACAGGAAAUUGAUCGUUGAUUGGGUCCCUGCCAGUGAUCUUGAAGAAACAACAGGACAAGAGAAUCCCGACGCUUACAAAGCUGCUUGGAACUUUUUAAAGGGUGCUGAUGGAGUUCUAGUACCAGGAGGGUUUGGUGACAGAGGCGUCGAAGGAAAAAUCCUUGCUGCAAAGUAUGCCCGAGAAAAUAAGAUUCCUUUUCUUGGAAUUUGCCUAGGAAUGCAAAUUGCUGUUAUCGAGUUCGCUCGUUCUGUUCUUGGACUCGAAGAUGCAAACAGCACUGAGUUUGAACCCAACACUCAAAACCCUUGUGUCAUAUUUAUGCCGGAGGGUUCGAAGACUCAUAUGGGAGGUACUAUGCGCCUUGGAUCAAGGAGGACAUAUUUUCAGAUUAAAGACUGCAAAUCUGCAAAAUUAUAUGGAAAUAGAAGCUUCAUAGAUGAGCGACAUCGGCAUAGAUAUGAGGUAAACCCUGAUAUGGUACCGCAACUUGAAAAAGCAGGUCUCUCGUUUGCCGGAAAAGACGAAACUGGCCAGCGCAUGGAGAUUGUUGAGUUACCUAGUCAUCAAUACUAUGUGGGUGUUCAAUUUCAUCCAGAGUUCAAGUCAAGGCCAGGGAAACCUUCUGCUCUUUUCUUAGGGCUAAUAGCAGCAUCAUGUGGACAAUUGGAUUCUCUCCUGAACAAGGGUGUGGCGAAGAUGAGCAAUGGUACCUCAGCAAUGGCACCACACCAAAAUGGCUAUUCAGUAAAGCUUGCAAACGGAAAUGGAUCAUUAGAUGGAGUCAUCUACAGCAAUGGGAAUGGCUUGCAUGCUUAAGACGAGGGGCUUUUUGACGCAGUUUGUUUUAGGACCUUGUUUUCCCUCCCUUUCAGUAUAAUGGGUGUGGUUUAUCAAUUUUGCUGCGGACUUUUUCAAUCGUGUGUAUAGAUAGCCAUGCUAGUGUGUAGAUUUUAUGAGCUUCUGGGAUGGACUCAUGCAUAGAUAGCAGCUAGUUUCCGAUCUUUUAAAACGGAACAGCAUGUUGUAGUUGACAGCAUAUCGCAAGGGAAAAUGGGUUCCAGUCUAGAUGACUAAAAGUGGUCCUUUGAUCUGGGGGUGGUCCUAUUAGCUUGUACCUUAAGAGCUUUUUAAUGCAUCUUUCCGGUUUUAGUU
This is a messenger RNA of Daucus carota subsp. sativus, 2460 nucleotides long. RefSeq lists its product as uncharacterized. The record is from RefSeq and is a predicted model, not a curated record. The transcript is spliced from 22 exons. NCBI's taxonomy places the organism in Eukaryota, Viridiplantae, Streptophyta, Magnoliopsida, Apiales, Apiaceae. Gene Ontology annotation, biological process: pyrimidine nucleobase biosynthetic process; CTP biosynthetic process. Gene Ontology annotation, molecular function: CTP synthase activity; identical protein binding. The coding region runs from base 325 to 2124 and encodes 599 amino acids.